AUGGGGGACAACAACGACCGCCCACAGGGCGAAGGCAACGAUCCUGAUGAAAAAGUGCAAUCACUCUUAUACAUCUCCGACAUCCUCUCUAAGACUCGAGAAGUCAACAUCUUCUCCUCUCUCACCAGGGAUAUCGAGGCUGUUUCCACCCGUUUCAAUAAUGGGACGGAGAAUAGUAUUGUGCUAGCUCCGUUGAAUUCUGCAAUCCAUGGAUUGCCCCGCAAACCUUGGGAGGAUCCAGCAGAUUAUCGUGACUUUGGCGAAGCAGCGUAUACGUCAAAGGAAGGGGAAGCGAGAGCGGAAAAGAAUCUAAAGCACUUCGUUGAAGCACACAUUGUACCAAUGUGCCCGUGGCCGUCUCAGGAGACAGUUAAGACUGUCGGUGGUCGCGCGAUUUAUUGGAAAAAGGAAGAUGAUGGGAAAGUUUAUAUUUAUCCUGAUAAAAUCGAGGUUCUGAAGAUUAUGACCCAGGCGUCUAACGGGGAAGUAUGGAUUCUCAAUCGAGUUAUAAAUUAUCUCUGA
Histoplasma mississippiense is the source of this 522-nucleotide messenger RNA. RefSeq lists its product with no specific name. NCBI's taxonomy places the organism in Eukaryota, Fungi, Ascomycota, Eurotiomycetes, Onygenales, Ajellomycetaceae. The coding region runs from base 1 to 522 and encodes 173 amino acids. The record is from RefSeq and is a predicted model, not a curated record. The transcript has 2 exons.